UUCUGCGUCAACAUACCACAGCGGAAGUGAAAGCCUUAUAAUAGCGGCUAAAUAAGCAUGUUCGAUAUUUUAGUAUUUCACAUUGUAAAUAUUUUCUGUUAAAAAGAUGAAUGUUUUUAUCUGCGUCGUAUUGUUUCUUGUAAGUGCCGCAGCUGCUAACAAAAGCGGGGAUGAUGACUGGGUGCAUCUGCCAAAUAAAUGUGAAGUGUGCAAAUUUCUUAGUGUUGAAAUGAAGUCUGCAUUUGAAGAGACUGGCAAAACAAAAGAAGUGAUUGAAACCAACUAUCGCUUCCUGGAUGAUAAAGGUGCACCGCCAAUCAAAUAUGUCAAAUCUGAUAUCCGUUUCAUAGAGGUGAUGGAGAAUGUUUGCUCAAGGAUUAUGCAGUACAAUCUACACAAAGAGAGAGAUGGAAGUAAUCGCUUUGCAAAGGGGAUGUCUGAGACAUUCUCAACCUUACAUAACCUGGUUAAUAAAGGCGUGAAGGUGGUCAUGGACAUUCCUUAUGAACUGUGGAAUGAGACCAGUGCUGAAGUGGCAGAUCUCAAAAAGCAGUGUGAUGUGAUGUUAGAGCAGUAUGAAGAAGUCAUUGAAGACUGGUAUAAAGGCAGCCAGGAGGAAGAUCUCACCACUUACCUGUGUGAAAAACACGUGCUGAAAGGACAAGACACUGGCUGUCUUAAAGAGAACUGGGCUGGGAAAAAGGGAGACAUGGCAGCUAUCGCAGAGGACAAGAAGAAAAAGAAGGGCAAAAAGAAGAAAGGUAAAGACACUGAGGAUGGGCAGAAAAAAGAGAAGGUGAAGAAGAAGAAGAAGAAGAAAAAGUCCAAGCUGACUGAGACUGAGACCAGCAAGCGGAAAACUGAAGAAGCUGGAUACACCUCUGAUGAGGAGAUCCAGAAGAAACUUCCUCUUAAUCAGGAUAAAACUGAACUCUGAUAGAUUUCUUUACUUUUUUUUUCUCUCUGACAUUUGUCUCACUGAUAUCUACAUUAAUGACUGAUAUUGAGAUGUACGUGGAGUUUUUGUUAGAAGAAGGUAAUAUUGAGGUCCUCAUUCUAGAUCACUUGUUACAUUAACUCCAUCCAGGAAGAAGCUAAAAUCAAAUGCCAUUACAAAUCCAGAAAUGGAAGCUAAACCAAUCAAACUCUGCUGUAGCUUGUGUUUGUUCUCACGCUGGUUUCAUAUCAGUUACAUUAUAUACAAGCUAAAAUCUUUUUUCAGGGAAAUGUCUGCCUUUUGAAGACUCUAGUGUUUUGAAUCAAUCAAGUUGGCAAUUGUUGGAAUGGAUUCUGGAAAUCCUUGUGGUUCUCAUUUCUUUUAUUCUUGACUCAUCUCACUGAGUCCAACACAAUAACCCCACCACCUCCCAAAUUUGAGUUUAGUUUAUGAAUUUAGUCAUGAAGUUUUCUUAUGCCUACUGUUUCUUUUAAUUGCCAUUGAUUUCACAGGAAAAGAUCCUUCAUAGAUUCCAAGUAAGGAAAUACAUAAUUGGAGCUUUUUCUGUAUUAAUAUUAUUAGGUUUUACAAAUCUUAAUCUAUCUUUUUCUGUGUUGGAAAAUAUUUUUUGGUUAACUUUUAUGUGAUGCAACAAAUGCAUACAUUUUUUUUUGAACUUGGCAUCUCAUAAAGUCUCUAAAUGUCCCACAUUUCUCAUUUCAGUUAUGCAGAUAAUGGGAGAAAACCCUGAGAAAAUACCUGGGACCUUUUCUUUCUUUCUGUUAUCCAAUUAAGUGUGUGCCAUUUUUGCUUGAUCUGUUCAUAUUAGAUUUUUGCAUUUGCUGUGUGUAUGUAUGUGAUGUCACGGAAUGUUUAAGUUACAGUUUUAUUUAAUAUUUUACUCAGAAGUAUUGUUUACUUAAUCUGUUUAUCUGAUAUCAGCCAUCACUAUUUCCAGAGAUGUGUGUGUGAGAGUGAGUGAGUGUGUAUGGGUGCAUGCGUGUGUGUGUGUGUGUGUGUGUGUGUGUGUGUAAGAGAGAGAGAG
Molecule: messenger RNA, 1982 nt
Organism: Carassius auratus (goldfish)
Lineage: Eukaryota; Metazoa; Chordata; Actinopteri; Cypriniformes; Cyprinidae
Gene: cnpy3
Product: canopy FGF signaling regulator 3
Exons: 6
Coding region: 107-937 (276 amino acids)
Source: RefSeq, a predicted model, not a curated record